Messenger RNA from Fusarium vanettenii 77-13-4, 1422 nucleotides. RefSeq lists its product as uncharacterized. Gene Ontology annotation, biological process: transmembrane transport. The record is from RefSeq and is a predicted model, not a curated record. The coding region runs from base 1 to 1422 and encodes 473 amino acids. The transcript is spliced from 5 exons. Gene Ontology annotation, cellular component: membrane. Gene Ontology annotation, molecular function: transmembrane transporter activity. Lineage: Eukaryota; Fungi; Ascomycota; Sordariomycetes; Hypocreales; Nectriaceae.
AUGUCUGUCGCCUCUAGAAACGAGAGCCUCGAGCUCGGGCAGGCCAACAAGGCUCCCGUCACGGUCGAUCAUGGCGUCACGACCGAGAACGACAACAACUCGGUCUACAACCAGACGAGAACGCGCAAGGUCUUUUCCUUUUCGCAGCUGUUUGCCUUUUCCCUGACCUACAUGGCACUAUGGGAAGGCAUGUGCUCAAACAUGUACUUUGCUCUCUUCAAUGGCGGCCCCCAGACAUUCCUCUUUAGCUUCAUCAUCGUCUUUUUCGGUGCCAUCUCCCAGGCUGCUUCCCUCGGAGAGAUGGCCUCGAUCCAGCCUGUUGCUGGUGCGCAGUACCAUUGGACAUAUCACCUCGCCCCCUCAUCCGUCAAGAGAUUUGCGACAUGGAUUCAAGGAUGGGCCACAUGGUUUGGUUACGUCUCUCUGCUUGCCGCCAUUGCCAAUGUCACCAUCAUCCUGCUCGAGUCCAUGAUUGCGCUCAACCACCCCAACUACGUCGCCGGUGGAUGGCACACCUCCGUCCUGGUCAUCGCCAUGUGCCUUGUCCACGGAUUCUUGAACAUCUACGCCUUCAAGCUGAUUCCUUGGAUUGAGCUUGUCGCCGGUGUCCUCCACGUCUGCCUGUUCGUCAUCUUCGUCGUUGUGCUUGUCGUCAUGGGUCCCCGCAACCCCUCGUCCUUCUGGCUGUCGCGAAACAUCUCUUCUGGCUGGGAUAACACCUACGUCGCCUGGAACCUCGGCAUGCUCACCUGUGUCUGGAGUUUCACUGGCUUCGACAGUGCCAUCCACAUGAGUGAGGAGACCCGAAAGGCCAAGUCGGCUGUCCCCCGCGCCAUGUUCUGGUCCAUCUUCAUGAAUGGUGUCCUCGGCUUCGUCAUGGUCAACGUCCUCAUCUCUGCUAUGGGCUCCGUCGAGGACAUGCUCAACGAGGCCAGCCCUAUCCUCGCCAUCAUCAUGGCCGUCACUGGCUCCGAGAAGGCCACCACUGCCAUGAUCACCGGCCUCUUCGUCAUCUCCUUCAGUGUCAACCUGGCCAACAUUGCCUCCGUCUCCUCCUACGUUGCCUUUGGUGCCAUUACUUCCCUCUCCUCCCUGGCCCUCUACAUCUCCUACGCCAUCGCCAUCAGCAGCAUGCUCUACGUCCGCUUCAGCGGCAACACCAUCAAGGUGGGCGAGUGGAACCUCGGCGGAUACGGUAUCUACGUCAACUGUUUCGCCCUCCUCUACACCCUCUAUGUUAUCAUCUUCCUCCCCUUCCCCUCGACGAUUCCCGUCACCGCCGAGAACAUGAACUACUGCGGGCCCGUCAUGGUUGCCGUCCUGGCCAUCGCUGUUGCCCUGUGGUUCGCUCGUGCUAGAAAGCACUGGAGCGGUCCCAACCUCACGAUUCUUGACUUUGUCGUUGCCAACGCCAAUGCGUAA